CGCGUCCUAAGUUAUCGACUGAGCAGUAACCAAACGCUAACUCAUGAAGUGAAGCAUCACUCUCCUCCCAUAGCUGCCCCCCUCUCGACGUGGUCCUACUAUCCUGCGAUGACAGGGCAGUUCUGGUUUCCCUCCAUGUCCGUCCCUGAGAUCGUCGACGCGUUCAACGGCUGGGGGUUCUCGGUCAGCAACGAGCAAGUCGCGCACCCGACCACUGAGUUCGUCAUGGGUAUCUAUAGUGCGUGUCUCGAGCAGGUCACAGGGAUUACGGCUGCGGCACUGCAGCCGCCGCUUGACAUGGUCCUGGAGGAGGUAGAGAACAAGGAGCUAUAUACCCAGGCUCUGUCACAGAACAUGCUCCUUCAUCACUUGCAGCGCUUCGCCGACGCGGCUCGGUUCCACGACUUCACCGCGAAGGACAUCUAUACUCCCGACGCCGAACGGACGCGUUCCAUUUUCUCCGCGUUCAUCAAUUUCGUCAAGUUCUCUGAACAAUGCGAAGCGUUUGUAUCUGGACUGAGGGAACGCUCGGCGGCCGUCAUCGAGGAGCGCGAUAGGGUCGCGCAGCAGUUAGCAGAGGCGAGGCAGAAGAUCGAGGUUAUCAAAGCGAGGCGUGCAGAAGACGGGCCAAAAUGCGAAGCACUGCGCCAGGAGAACACGUCCAUGACGGAGCAGCUCAUCAAGUACAAAGAGACACAGCUCACGCUCCUCAAAGACCUGGAGACGCUCAAGCAAGAGAUCGAGACUCUGCUACAGCGCAAGGAGGGCGUCAACAACGAGACAGCAAUAGUGACAGAGAAGAUCAACCGUACUAAAGGCCGUAUCGUCCAAGACCCAGAGCGUAUCAAGCGCAACAUCGCCACGAUGAGCGUGACAACGACAGAGGACAAGAAGACUGUCGCAACACACGAAGGCAAGAUUCGCGACCUACAGACGAAGAUCACGGCACUCCUUAAUAUCGAGAAGGAAGUACGCUCCUGCAUCGAGCAACUUCAAACAAUUGAGAAAGAGACAAACGCGCUCGACGCAUCUCAAAAGGCACUCAUCGACCUGCGAGACCAGCUCGACCAGAAGAAAGGCGAGCGCCUAGAGCUGGAAAUGCGACGCGAGCGCGUACACAAGCAGCUCUCCAAUGCACAAGUGAAGCUCGAGCGCGCCCAGCAGAACGCGGAGGAGAGACGCGCGCAGAGCCAGCAGACGCUCGAGCGCUUGCAGGAGGAGUACGAGAAGAUGGUCGUCGACCGACAGCUUAAUGACAAGAAGGUCGAGGAGCUCAGGGCUGAGGCGGACGAGAUCGAGCGGCAGAUGGCGGAACAUUUGAAGAAGAGCCAAGCUGAGUUGACAGAACUACUGACCGAGUAUUGGCGGCUGAGGCAUGAGACCGAGGUGUACAUGGAAACCCUUGCCAACAAAUUAGGAAUGCAAGUCAGGAGUACGUAGCCAUGUUGAAUGAGUGGUACAUAAUUGGUUUCUUCACACUAUUCUUCUGAUUGCAAGUUGUAUUGUUAUCCGU
Rhodofomes roseus is the source of this 1513-nucleotide messenger RNA. RefSeq names its product Nuf2 family-domain-containing protein. Gene Ontology annotation, molecular function: protein-containing complex binding. The record is from RefSeq and is a predicted model, not a curated record. Lineage: Eukaryota; Fungi; Basidiomycota; Agaricomycetes; Polyporales; Fomitopsidaceae. Gene Ontology annotation, cellular component: Ndc80 complex; kinetochore. The transcript is spliced from 9 exons. Gene Ontology annotation, biological process: kinetochore organization; mitotic spindle organization; attachment of mitotic spindle microtubules to kinetochore. The coding region runs from base 109 to 1440 and encodes 443 amino acids.